UAGAGCUCCAUGGUGACGUUGUUGUCGUGCGCGCUUCACGGACACUUGCAUGAUCAACAGGUGCUCUACAGUAGAGGCUCUGGUCACACAAUUUCUAGAAGCCUAAUUUAUAACCAACUAGGUGUGUUUCAGACCAAACCGAUAGCGUGCGAUACAUUGAUAUCGUUCGGUGUUGUUAAUGAGCGGAUUUGGAUAAGGUGUGGCACAGAGUCCCCUGAGACUCCCCCCAGGUGCAGGCAGCGGAGGACGCGCACCACUUCCCCCGACACCCCCUGCUGUUACACAGAGGAGGACCCCCGGGCCCCGCCGGAGACUCAGAAAGAUGAACUGGGGCUUUUUGGAGAACCUUCUGAGCGGGGUGAACAAGUACUCUACAGUGAUCGGGCGCAUCUGGCUUUCCGUGGUCUUUCUCUUCAGGAUCUUGGUGUACGUGGCAGCGGCCGAGCAGGUGUGGAAGGAUGAGCAGAAGGAUUUCGUGUGCAACACCCGGCAGCCCGGCUGUGAAAAUGCUUGUUUCGACCACUUCUUCCCCAUCUCGCAGGUGCGCCUCUGGGCCCUGCAGCUCAUCAUGGUGUCCACCCCAUCACUGCUGGUGGCCCUGCACGUGGCCUACAGGGAGCACCGGGAGGCCAAACACAAGCGCAAACUGUACAAGGACAAAGGGAGUAUUGAUGGAGGUCUGUUCUGCACCUACAUCAUCAGCCUGGUUUUCAAGAUAUCCUUCGAGGUAGGCUCCCUGCUUGCUUUCUACUUCCUGUACAAUGGCUUUGAGGUGCCCAUGCUGCUCCGCUGUAGCCAGAGUCCCUGUCCCAACACGGAGGACUGUUACGUUGCUAGAGCCACAGAGAAGAAGAUCUUCCUCUACAUCAUGGCCUGCACAUCCAUACUGUGUAUCACUCUGAAUUUUGUAGAGCUCAUGUACAUUGUAUGGAAGCACUUGUGGAAGUGUUUCACCAGGCGGUACAUCCCUAUAGAGGAGAAGACUGCCAGGCACCGCCAGUCCCAUGUUUCCAUCGUCAGCAAGAGUGUCUCCGCUGAGCCCACAGUAAACACAGAGGACAGCAUCACACAGCCUACACCCACUGCUGAAAACCAGCCAGUCUAGUCCGUGAGGGCUGGGACGGGGCUCAUGUUACCACCUCAAAGCGAAACCACAGUGAAAAUCUUGUUUGCCUGACAAACUAAUAUGGAUUCUGCUCACAAGUGAGCAAAAUAGCGAAGAGAUAUAUAAAUAAACAGUAAAGAAUGCAAAUAAAAGAUGUAUCAUUAAACUUGGUCUAACUCCAGACUGGAUGAAAUCGCCAGUCCCAUGGCAUGAAAAGU
This is a messenger RNA of Etheostoma cragini (Arkansas darter), 1323 nucleotides long. RefSeq names its product connexin 28.8 (gene gjb7). The transcript has 2 exons. The record is from RefSeq and is a predicted model, not a curated record. NCBI's taxonomy places the organism in Eukaryota, Metazoa, Chordata, Actinopteri, Perciformes, Percidae. Gene Ontology annotation, biological process: cell communication. Gene Ontology annotation, cellular component: connexin complex. Bases 323 to 1105 code for a protein of 260 amino acids.